AUGCUGCCAAAGAAGCACCCAGAGGCAGCAGCCCCCAUGUCAGCCGAGGACGGGCUCCUGCUGCUGGAGAAACAAGUGCUGGCCGAGGAGCAAGCAGCCAAGACUAAGGCGGAGCUGCUCAGCCGGUUCCUGAAGGACAAGCUGGCCAAGGAGAAGCACAGCAGUGCCCUGAACCUCCACAAGCUCAAUGCACAAUGGCGAGUGGUGCUGCGGGAGGCCAAGGACAGGGAGCUGCACCAGGACAUCCAGAUCCUCAGCCAGACCUUUGCACAGGUGAUGGAUGGCAAGGACAAUGUCAUUGAGUCCUUGGCCACAGACCUGGAGGAAGCAGAGGAGCAGCAGGCCCAAGCACUGCACAGCCACCUGCACAACAUCGACUGCCUGCUGCAGCUCCAGCGCUGCCGCCUGAGGUGCCUGGAGGAUGGGUAUGAGGCCCAGCUGGAGGUGCUGAAGCUGGAGUUUGAGGCUGAGAGGAAAACCAUCCUGGAGCAGCAUGAGCGAGAAAGCUGCUCCUUGCAGGACAUGGUGCUGGCCACAGAGCAGAAUUACAUCAAGAACUACCAUGAGGCUGAGCAGAAUUUCCAGAGUGUCCAGGCUGAACUCAAGAACAAGAACCUGUUGGAGAAGCAGUACAGUCAUGCACAGGUGACCAACAAGCUGGAGGUCCUCUGGGAGAAGUUCCAGAGGGCAGCACAGAGCUAUGCAGAGGCCAGCGAGCACCCAAAAAUCGCUUUGAAGGCGCUGAAGCAGAAGGACAAGAAGACCUCCAUGGACAUCACAAUGCAGACCAAGAAGCUGAAGAAGCUCCAGGACUUGGUGAUAGCCACUAAGGGCCAGCUUGCAGCUCAGCGCUUGGAGAGUGAGGAGCAGACCAAGCAGGGGCAGGAGGAGAAGGAAAGAGUCUUCGGGAAGCUCCUGGAGCUCCAGAGCAAAAUGAACCAGGCCAGGACCAAGGUGCAUGGGGACCUGGCCAGGCUCAUCCUGCAGAGCAACACUGCCCUGAAGACACUUAGGAAGGUGGUGGAGAAGGCCCAGCAUGUCCUGAGGCUGGCUGAGAUGUGCCACAGGCUGGAGACAGAGGAGGAGAAGGUUCUGCCCUUCUACUCUUCCCCACUGGCAGAGGGGGAGCAGCAAGAUGCCCAACGAGUCCUCAAGGAAACACCCACAGAACCCCUGGCCCAGGCCUUGCAGGACUAUGUGGGGCUAGAGCUCUUGUGGCAGUGCUUCAACAAGGCCAAGCUGGAGGAGCAGGCACUGGGCCAGGAGCAGGAGGCCCUGAGGAAGAGGAACCGGUGGCUGCGGGAGCUGCUUGGGCAGUACCUGGGAGGGAUCUCGGGCAACCAGGAGGUGCCAGGCGAGCCCAACCCACUCCUCACCAUUCAGCACAUCCCCAGGGACUUGCCCCAUGCUGGAGGGGACUCUGCACAAGAUCACCAGAGUGAUGCACAUCCCAGCAGCCUUUUGAGAGGUGACAAAAGCCUGGACUGCACCCACAGCUCUCCUGGCAUCAGCUGA
This is a messenger RNA of Indicator indicator, 1515 nucleotides long. It is a transcript of the gene CCDC65, whose product is annotated as coiled-coil domain containing 65. Gene Ontology annotation, biological process: axonemal dynein complex assembly; regulation of cilium movement; cilium-dependent cell motility. The record is from RefSeq and is a predicted model, not a curated record. Gene Ontology annotation, cellular component: axonemal dynein complex; axoneme. NCBI's taxonomy places the organism in Eukaryota, Metazoa, Chordata, Aves, Piciformes, Indicatoridae. The transcript is spliced from 8 exons. Bases 1 to 1515 code for a protein of 504 amino acids.